AUGGUUCCCAAAAAGGUUGAAAGUGCAGAAAAGCUUCGUCGACGAAACCUAAUCUUUGACGAAGAACAUUUUGAGGAUGUCUUUCUACGAUGCCUCAUCUGCAGAGAUGUGUUCAAUGAAAGUGAGAAGCUGCCUAAGACACUACCUUGCCACCACUCAUUCUGCUUGCAAUGCUUCCUGGAGAUGUUCCGCGUAGAGGGCGAGUAUCGUCAGUCCCUCAGCUCAGCCUUUCGAGGUAUGCCAAGGGCCGUGAAGAUCCAAUGCCCUACUUGUCGGGACAGCAUCAUCGCCUCAGAGGAGGAUCUACGACGUCUGCCCAAUGACCAUACUGUCUUGGAACUGUUGAGCUUUGUACAUGAGACUGGCAUCACUGAUAUUGCCUAUUGUACUAAGCAUCAACUUCAACCCCUGAACUUCUUCUGUGAGCCUUGUGCCAUACCUGUCUGCAGUGACUGUACAGUUCUUGACCAUAAAGAGCUCAACGGACACCAGGUGAUGAACAUGGAGGAGGCUCUCAACAAGUACACACCCAUUAUCAAUGAGACAAUUAAUGAGAUGGAACGUCGAAAGAAAGAACACCUGAUGAGACGCACCCAUAUUGAACAGGCAAUGGAAAAGCUGGCUGAGAUGGAGACGCAAGUGACAGAUGAGAUUAAGCUUACUUUCCAGAAACUUCGUGAGGUUAUAGAUGAGCGGGAACGAGAGAUCCUGUCCAUGUCUGAACAGGAGAUGGAAAGGAAGCGUCGGAACUUGAUGGAGAACUUCAGGAAGAUCAUUGAGCGUGAAGAAUGUAUUUUGAGUCAAAUGAAGAUCUUGGAGACAGCCCGACAGGAGAACGACAUCAGCCAAAUGUUCAAUUCACACCAAUCAGCCCAGGACACCCUCUCCUCACCAUUGCACUUACCACACAUCACCAAUGAUGACUUCGGUGUGUCCUUUCACUAUGAAAUAUACAAACAGAAAAGAGUGAUACAGGAUCUAACAAACUUUGGACAUCUUAUGGUCCAGUCUUCGUAG
Molecule: messenger RNA, 1017 nt
Organism: Acanthosepion pharaonis
Lineage: Eukaryota; Metazoa; Mollusca; Cephalopoda; Sepiida; Sepiidae
Source: the annotation of a GenBank genome assembly